Brenthis ino (lesser marbled fritillary) is the source of this 975-nucleotide messenger RNA. Lineage: Eukaryota; Metazoa; Arthropoda; Insecta; Lepidoptera; Nymphalidae. The record is from the annotation of a GenBank genome assembly.
AUGCCGCGUGUAUAUAAACCCGAUCCUACAAGGAAAAGGUAUAAAAAAUAUAGCAUAGAAAUCAUAAAAAAAGCUGUGGAAGAGUAUGCAUCUUCUCGGAAUUUAAAACUAGAAGAUGUUGCAAAAAAAUAUGGCAUUCACAAAUCGGUGUUGUAUCGCCACAGUACCCGGGAUAUGAAGCAACAUGGAGGCCAAAGAGCUUUAUCCGACGAAACAGAAAUGUUGUUAAUAGAGAACAUCAAUAAAUGCGCAGAAUGGGGUUAUCCCUUAGAUACAUUGGAUCUUAGGUACAUAGUCAAGAUGUAUCUUGAUAAGAUAGGCAUAAUCCAUAAGAGAUUCAAGGACAUUCCAGGACCUGAUUUUGUGCAGAGCUUUUUAUUAAGACACAAAAAUGAGAUUUCGCAAAGAGUUUGUGAAAAUAUCAAGCGUGUGAGAGCUAAGGUGUCUCCAGAUACGAUUAAAGAAUAUUUUAUCGAACUUGCGAAGUCUUUAAAUGGAGUACCUGCUUCUAACAUAUUAAACUACGAUGAAACGAAUUUAACGGACGACCCCGGGCGGAAGAAAAUAUUAAUCAAGCGGGGAUGCAAGUACCCUGAAAGGGUUCUGAACCAUACCAAGGCUUCCGUGUCUAUUAUGAUGGCUGGUACCGCAGAUGGCAAAAUGUUACCACCAUAUGUGGUAUAUAAAGCAACUCAUUUAUAUGAUUCUUGGAUUCAACAUGGCCCAGAAGGUACUCGAAAUAACAGGUCGACAUCUGGAUGGUUUGAAGGAACCACUUUUGAGGAUUGGGUGCAAAAUAUGGUCGUUCCAUAUUUUAAGGAUUUACCAGGCAGAAAGUGCUUAAUUGGAGACAAUUUGUCUUCACAUUUAUCAGCAGACUUGAUCCAAAUAUGUAAAACGCAUAACAUCGAUUUUGUGUUUUUACCAGCCAACUCAAUAAACACACAAUUCCAAAAGGUUGUUUUCCAAAACUAU